Molecule: messenger RNA, 984 nt
Organism: Nomascus leucogenys (northern white-cheeked gibbon)
Lineage: Eukaryota; Metazoa; Chordata; Mammalia; Primates; Hylobatidae
Gene: CATSPERZ
Product: catsper channel auxiliary subunit zeta
Biological process (GO): flagellated sperm motility; sperm capacitation
Cellular component (GO): sperm principal piece; CatSper complex
Source: RefSeq, a predicted model, not a curated record
AGUCUCGCCCCUCUCAGGCCCGCGUCUCUGGGUAGGGUCUGGCGUGGGGAUCAGCCGGGAUGGGCUGCGCGUCUCCAGCCUCCGCAGACACAUUGGCGGGUGGGGUGCAGGGAGGGAGAGACAGGGGAGAGAGAAUGGCAUCUCGCGUGGAGGGCUGUCGUUUGAACUCUCCCAGCGCGAGAGACCCUGCCCCGCCCCCUUCCUGGAGCGUUGACCCCCUUCUCGUCUCGAGGCCUGUGGCGUCUGGGUCCGUUGGGGCAGAACCAUGGAGGAAAAGCCUUCGAAAGUGUCGCUUAAGUCUUCCGACCGCCGAGGCUCGGACAAGGAGAUCGUGCACAGCGACACUCGGGACCUGUGGAUCACGACCACGCUGUCCCAGGCACAGCUGAACAUGCCACUGUCCGAGGUCUGCGAGGGCUUCGACGAGGAGGGCCGCAUCAUUAACAAGACCCCGCGCCCGGGGUGCGGCUCGUUGGACGAGGGGUACAAGGCCAGCCACAAGCCGGAGGAACUGGACGAGCACGCGCUGGUGGAGCUGGAGUUGCACCGUGACAGCUCCAUGGAAAUCAAUCUGGGGGAGAAGGACACCGCAUCCCAGAUCGAGGCCGAAAAGUCUUCCUCAAUGUCAUCGCUCAAUAUUGCGAAGCACAUGCCCCAUCGAGCCUACUGGGCAGAGCAGCAGAGCAGGCUGCCACUGCCCCUGAUGGAACUCAUGGAGAAUGAAGCUCUGGAAAUCCUCACCAAAGCCCUCCGGAGCUACCAGUUAGGGAUCGGCAGGGACCACUUCCUGACUAAGGAGCUGCAGCGAUACAUCCAGGGGCUCAAGAAGCGCCGGAGCAAGAGGCUGUACGUGAAUUAAAAACGCCACCUUGGGGUCGAGCAACGACCCGAACCAGCCCCGUGCCUGCCCGGUCCCCAGACCCAAGGCCGACCCCAUCCGAGUGGAAUUUGAGUCCUAAAGAAAUAAAAGAGUCGAUGCAUGGG